AUGCCUAAGACUCAGAGAUCUCGGAAGAAGGCCAAGGUCGAAAAGCUUUCCGGUCUCUCUGCUUCCGAUAGUAGAAACGAUGCGUCAAUUGUCAUGGGGACCGCGCUCAACUCAGCCCAGCAAAUCGCCUCCAACGCCGGUAUCGCUGCUCCAGCUGCAGUUUCCCUCGAUAUCGCUUCCUUCCCUUACCUUUUCUCCCUCGUCCUCGAGUAUGCCUCUCACCCUGCUCUCGCUCUCCUCCUCCGAUGCUCCAAGGACACAUUCGACCUGGUCGCGCCCAUACUCUACCGCGACCUCAGGCUCACCCGGGACCAGGGCAAGGCGUUGCUUGAGACGGGGAGACCACCAGCGAAUAGAUCGACCAAGGCGGACAUCCUCGGACGAUCGGGCGCUUCGGGCCGGCUUCUAUCAACGCGGAAGACUCGGGCGGACGGUCUCGGACGGGCGGGCGCUCUAGAUCUGCCGAAGUUCUUCGAGAACGUCCGCUCGAUACAUCUCCUGGAAUACGAGCCGGACAAGACGCUUCCGGUCGUUCCCCCUUUAGGUCUUCAUGGUCCCGCGGUAGCGAUCUUACAUCCGACGACACGUUGGAGCCAUUUCACGAGGCGGGCCCUCAACUCUCAUGUCGUAUCCCGGCUCAACAUACGCACAUUGAUCAUUCGAGUGUCUGAGGAGCUCGCUCAGCAAGAUACUGUUGUUCACUUUCACAAACUCCCAAAAUCAGUCCUCGACAUCGCUAUCCUCCUCCCCCUAGUAGAAUCAGCAACAAUCACCGCCAGGCGCUCCCUCUCUUGUAGCCGACAGGCGUUGAGCAUCGUCCUACACCCAUCGAUCGAAUCCCCAGGGAACAUCUACUCCCCUUCGGAAGGCAUCUUACCCAAAGGUCUGAUCGACGCACUCAUCACUUACUCCCAAGAUCACCCCGUCCGCUGCGUCGGUCUCGAGUACCUCGGACGCACACUCGAGCAGUUGACUAGUAGCGUGGCGAAGCGCUGGCGGGAACAAUUCGGGCCUCGUCCCCCCAAAUCCUUGCGUAUGACCGCCUGCAGCUUUACGGAGUGGUUGGAUGAGCAAGAGCCGGGUGUUGUGUUCAGUAUGGAAGAGGAGGUGGAGUUGAGGAAGGCGGACAAGGUGUUGCUCGGUUCAGGGUCGGUUGUCGCUGGUGGAGCGAGCUGGAUCUGGGAAGGGGAGGAUGGAGGCGAGGCCGGCGUGUUAGAAGGUGAAAAGUGA
Messenger RNA from Dioszegia hungarica, 1230 nucleotides. RefSeq lists its product as uncharacterized. The transcript is spliced from 3 exons. The coding region runs from base 1 to 1230 and encodes 409 amino acids. NCBI's taxonomy places the organism in Eukaryota, Fungi, Basidiomycota, Tremellomycetes, Tremellales, Bulleribasidiaceae. The record is from RefSeq and is a predicted model, not a curated record.